AUGGUAAUAUUUUUUAUCUAUCUAUCUAUCUAUCUAUCUAUCUAUCUAUCUAUCUAUCUAUCUAUCUCAGUAUAUAUUGAUUUUAUUGAUGGUAAUAUUUUUUAUCUAUCUAUCUAUCUAUCUAUCUAUCUAUCUAUCUAUCUAUCUAUCUAUCUAUCUCAAAUCUUCACAUUAUUUCUUCUUCUUCUUCUUCUUCUUCUUCUUCUUCUUCUUCUUCUUCUUCUUCUAUUCCUCCCCCUUUUCUUCUGCUCUUCGACCUCAAUUAUUUCUUCUUUUUCUUCUUUUCUUUUUCUUAUUGUUUCUUCUUCUUCUUCUUCUUCUUCUUCUUCUUCUUCUUCUUUUCUUCUGCUCUUCCUCCUCAAUUAUUUCUACUUUUUCUUCUUCUUUUCUUCUUUUUCUUGUUCUUAUUCUUCUUCUUCUUCUUCUUUUAUUCAUCCCCCCUUUUCUUCUGCUCUUCGACUUCAAUUAUUUCUUCUUUUUUCUUCUUCUUUUCUUUUCCUCCUUUUCUUCUUGUUUUUUUUUCUUCUUCUUGAUCUUCUUCUUCUUCUUCUGCUCUUCUUCCCCAUUCUUCUUCGCCUUCUUCACCUUUAUUUCUCCUUGAAUUCUUUUAAUAUUACGUUCCCUUUCUUUCUUUCUUUCUUUCUUCUUCCUCUUCUUCUUCUUCACUUAUAUCCAGGAUUUAUUUCCUGA
This is a messenger RNA of Acanthosepion pharaonis, 690 nucleotides long. Lineage: Eukaryota; Metazoa; Mollusca; Cephalopoda; Sepiida; Sepiidae. The record is from the annotation of a GenBank genome assembly.